AUGGCUUUUCAAUAUGAGUAUGCAGUAGUCAGUCAAAUACCAAGAUCAUUCGAGGAGUUUUUAAUGUCACCAGAUUCAAACAUUACUCUAAAAAAGGGUGGAAAGUUUAACUACGAAGAAGCUUGCAAUGAGAGAGAGAAAUUCGUCGAAGCAUUAAGGCAAAAUGGUGUUGAUGUCUUGGAAAUGGAAGCAGAUGAACGCCAUCCUGAAUGUGUAAAAGUUGAUGAUACAGCAGUUAUAAUAAACGGAACAGCACUGAUGUGCAAUCCAUAUCGUUGUCAUAGACAAGGAGAAGUCAAUUUAAUACGUCACACACUGAAAAAAGAACUUGGGAUUAAAAUUGUUGAGUUGAACACAGAAAAUGCUCAAGUUGAAGGAAGCGAUGUUCUAUUUACAGGUCAGGAGAUUAUUGUUGGUAUGUCAGCGCAUACAAAUGAAUCUGGAGCGCAUGCUGUCGCUCCUGUAGGUGAAAGUGAAGCCGCUAAACAAUUACUAAAGGAGAUUGGACGGGUAGCAUCACACACAUACAAAGUGAUCACUUUGCCUGAAGACCAUGCCGCCAAUGUCUUGUAUAUCAACCAUCACUUACUUCAUUUAUCCUCCCAAAUGAUACCAAAAAGUAUAGGAAUAUUUGAAAAUAAAAUCAAUUAUUAUCGUAGUCAAGUUCAUAUCCCAGAGUUGUACAAUGCUGGUAUCCCAUUGUCAAAGUUAGCUUUAUUCGCUGGACCGUUUGGACGUCAGAAGAAUAUUAUAUCGACAAUUCCUUAA
Trichobilharzia regenti is the source of this 768-nucleotide messenger RNA. The record is from the annotation of a GenBank genome assembly. NCBI's taxonomy places the organism in Eukaryota, Metazoa, Platyhelminthes, Trematoda, Strigeidida, Schistosomatidae.